CCGCCAAUUCCCGUUCCCUAGCGCUGCGCCGACUGCCCGGGCGCCCGGCAGCGCAUCCGAACGAACGAAUUUACGCAACCAUAUCUAUUGUAUUUCCCCACACUACUCUGUUUUCGAACGCUAAGCAAAUUUUCGAAUAUCGAACUCUGUGAAGUGAGCGCGCUUUAGUUUUGGAUUGUUUUCUUCUUUUGUUUUUGCGAUCCGAGGACGACUCGUGUUGAUGUAUUGAAGACCGCAGAUUGAGCACUUACCGACUGAAAAUGGCGCAAAAUGGGUACAUCCCCGGCGGACAUCUCGGCAGAAUCCCGAACUACGGCAAGGCGCAGCCUAUGAACAACAACCCGGAGCCUCCGGCAUGCAUCCAAAAUGCCAUGAUGACGAAGGACAAGAAGCCAUUCACCUACACCCCGGGCGGCCUCGACCUGUCCCAGAUCAAGACACCGAGCAUGGCGCGCCGGCUCGCCAGGCAACGGUCCCAGGAAGAACACGAACAAGCCUACGCCCAGCAACAAGCUAAUGGAAACAGAAACUACCCACCAGCCAACUACCAACCACAAGGCAGCUCCAUACCCCCCCCUCCACCCCCGCCCAUGAAUAUUCCCGCCCCUCCUCCCCCACCACCGCUGGUCAUCUCAGCGCCGCCAUCCAAAUCACCAAAACCAAAUACUUUGGCUCCCGGAGAGCGCCCCGAAAUCGUUAUCCCAGAAAAUCCAAUUGGCAUGCUGAGAAAAACCAACAGCCCCUAUCAUUGGGAGGCUGAGAAGGCUGAUCAACAACGCAUGGGGCCAGUGCCAAAGUUCACUGAGAAGGUGCCGAGCCCGUUGACAGUGAAAAUGCCGCCAUCAUCGUUCCCGCAACAGCCACCCCGGAACUAUUCGCCUCAGUACAAUAACGUCCAGCGUCAGAAUAAUGUAUACUUGAACCAGAGUCCCGACAGUCCUCUUCACAAGCCAGAGCCGCAGUAUCCGGGACAGAACUAUUCACCAGUAGGGGUGACACCGACCAGGGACAUUCUCCAGAGGCAGGACUCCCAAUUCAACAAGAGUCCGUUACCUUAUGCUGGCCAGUCUCCUAUCAGCAAUGGUUCUUCAUUUUCGCCAUCUCCAAACAGUAGUUGGAGGCAACCUGAAAAACGUGACUCUCCUGCUACCCCACAGUCUCCAUACAAUCGCGAACAGUUUUCACCGAAUACCCAGCAGUAUUCACUGAAUACCCAGCAGUAUUCACCGAAUACCCAACAGUAUUCACCAAAUCAAAGCAAAGCGUCGCCAUCACCGGCCAGCUCAGGACCAGUUUAUAAUACUUUACCACGAGCUGGAUCAAGACCUAGGGACAACUAUAACAAUAACACUCAAACUAAUAACAAUGUUAUUUAUAACAAUGUUAACCAGCAAAGACCGCCUAGUCCAAAAUCAGAAAAUGCAGCUCCUUGGCGAACAAACACUCUCAACCGCCAAUCUAGGGAGCCGGAAAACCCACCUUCGAUUUACCACAACAGCCAACCUAUGAACCAACAGGCAACGUACACGCCACCAUGGAAGACAACACCAGAAGUGAACAAUAAUCAAGCACCACAAACGCCUCCCUGGGCUCAAGAAAUCAGGAAUGCUAGGAACCCAUCUGUGAAUCAGACAAGGAACGAACCUGAGCAAUAUAUUCCUAAAGAACUCCAAGAUUCAAACAACAAUAAUCAAGCACCACAAACGCCUCCCUGGGCUCAAGAAAUAAGGAAUGCUAGGAACCCAUCUAUGAAUCAGACAAGGAAUGAACCUGAACAAUAUAUUCCUAAAGAACACCAAGACACAAACAACAGUACAGUCCAAGAUAAUUACAGUCCACCGUGGCGUACUGUACAAGAAAAUAAGAAGCCAAUGACACCACCAUCAAAUCAAUAUCAAUCACAGGAGCAGCCACGAUACCAAUCUAGCAUUUCAAUUCCAGUUACUGGAAGGAAAAAUAAACCUGAGCCGGAAUACAACAACACGCCCCCGCAAAAAGAAGUUGUCUAUGUAAACCAAGAACCAGUAUACUUUUGCCCCGACAGCCCUAAAGCGAUGCCCGGAUUUGUUAAAACACAGAAGGAAAGAACAAAAACGCCUCCACCAAUUUGGUGCCAGAGGCCGUUAGAUGGCGUCAGAAAGAGCUUGAGCCGGGAACUUACGACUCCCCCAAGGGAAGCAAACCAAGAACCAGAAUGGGUUAGGCUUAGCAAUGAAAAGCAGCGAAACAUCCGUGAAGUUGUCAGUCCACCGAAAUAUCAGCAACCGCAACCUACUUGGUCCACCCUGCCCUCAGAAAAUAGGAAGAGUAUACCGAAAGAGAAUCCUCCGAGUGGGCAAACUGGGGCACGAGUUAUUCCCAUACAGAUGGAGGUGACGAAUACAGAGGUCAAGGAUCACGGGCGUCAAGGCCAACCUCAGCCUCACUUGAGGAUCACUAUCGGAAUGCAGCCAAAUGCUAACUACCAGGGACAAGCGUCUCCUCAAGGCCCAUUCUCCCAGCCCACUCAGCGAAUCAUGAGAGUUUUGUCCCCACAGCUAGUAAGAAUGGACGAUGGAUCGUCGGCCCAGCACGACCUUCCAUCAUUGAAUCGAAACUUCCAGAACAAUCAAGUUAAAGAGAGGAUUAUUCCUAUACAUAUAGAGUCAGGGAACGACGGAGCUAACAGAAGCUCCGGCGGGCGCCGAUGAGGCGGACAUGUUUGCACUCAUCCAAAGGUAUUUCAUCACAAGUUUGCAUCAGACGGUCCCCCGCGGCAGUCCAGAGCCUUCAGGGUGCUGCAGGUCAUCACGGGAACCCAAGACGAUGACUCAUAGCACUUAUUGGUUCAUCAUUAGAGACUUAAAUGCCGGUAAAUUAACAUGUGAACGGUGGUAAAAGUUUACAAAAGGACCAGAUUAUAUUGAAUAAAUCUAGGAAGGUCUAAGGUAUUAAACAGCUGGUUGAAUGGUUACCAUGCUAUGUGAAUAAACGGACUGCUUGGUUUAAAUUUGUGAUGAUAGUGCUCAU
Messenger RNA from Plutella xylostella (diamondback moth), 3009 nucleotides. RefSeq lists its product as uncharacterized. NCBI's taxonomy places the organism in Eukaryota, Metazoa, Arthropoda, Insecta, Lepidoptera, Plutellidae. The record is from RefSeq and is a predicted model, not a curated record.